This is a messenger RNA of Myotis lucifugus (little brown bat), 2382 nucleotides long. RefSeq names its product zinc finger protein 420-like. NCBI's taxonomy places the organism in Eukaryota, Metazoa, Chordata, Mammalia, Chiroptera, Vespertilionidae. The record is from RefSeq and is a predicted model, not a curated record. The transcript is spliced from 7 exons. Bases 165 to 2159 code for a protein of 664 amino acids. Gene Ontology annotation, biological process: regulation of DNA-templated transcription.
CCUUGUUGGGGUCCCCGCCCCGGAGCCUCUCUCAGCGGUCCUUCUGACUGUGUGAGGGGAGCUGAUUAACAGGCUGUGGGGACGCCUUUGAAGGCACAUUCUGUGACUCCUCAACACAUUGUCUCCUGAGGAAACAACCCAGACCCCAUCAGGACCAGGACCAAAUGGCUGCUUCUCAGGGACCGUUGACCUUCAGGGAUGUGGCCAUAGAUUUCUCUCAGGAGGAGUGGGAAUGCCUGGACCCAGAUCAGCGGAAAUUGUACCUGGAUGUGAUGUUGGAGAACUACAGCAACCUGGUGUCCGUGGCUAUACCAUCUAAAGAUAACCAAGCCUUUAUGCCAAAGCUCAGAAUACAGGAUUUAUUCCCUGAAAUAAUACAGAAUACACAAAAUGAAGAUAGCAGUUAUCAGUGGAUUGAACAUUGGAACAAAUCUAAGAAAGAGUCAUAUCUUAAUCAUCGGACAAGUGAGCUCACAGGGGACCAUCAUAAAAGUGGAAAUGUCUUUGACCAAAUGUCCUUUCACAAUAUAUGUCAGGUUAUUCCUGUUGUGGAAAACACACACAAACUCAGGGAAAAUCGAAAAGGCUUUAAAUGUGGCAAAGCAUUCCGCCAAGCCUCAUACUUGAAUCGACAUCAGAAUGUUCAUACGGGAGAGAAACCUUACCAAUGUAGAGAAUGUGGCAAAGCCUUUAGUGAUUCCUCCAACCUUAAUCGUCAUCAGCGUAUUCAUACUGGAGAGAAGCCUUACCAAUGCACAGAAUGUGGCAAAGCAUACAUUGAGUUUGCAACACUUAAACAACAUCAAACAGUUCAUACUGGAGAGAAGCCUUAUAAAUGUACAGAAUGUGACAAAGUCUUUCGGUGUUCCUCAAGACUUAGAAUUCAUCAGAGAAUUCACACUGGGGAGAAACCUUACAGAUGUAGAGAAUGUGACAAAGCCUUCAGUAAUUCCUCCUCCCUUAAUAGACAUCAGACAGUUCAUACUGGUGAGAAGCAAUACAGAUGUACAGAGUGUGGCAAAGCCUUUGGGGACUCCUCAUCCCUUCGUUAUCAUCGGAGAGUUCAUACUGGAGAGAAGCCGUUCAAAUGUAAAGAAUGUGGCAAAGCAUUCAGUUUGGCAUCAUCCCUUAAUUAUCAUCAGAGUGUUCAUACUGGAGAGAAGCCUUAUAAAUGUAGAGAAUGUGGCAAAGCCUUUAGCAAGUACUCACACGUUACUUCUCAUCAGAGAGUUCAUAGUGGAGAGAAGCCUUAUAAAUGUAGAGAAUGCGCCAAAUCCUUUGGCACCUCCUCAGACCUUACUAGGCAUCAGAGAGUUCAUUCUGGGGAGAAGCCUUAUAAAUGCAGAGAAUGUGGAAAAGCCUUUAGCCAGUCCUCGCUCCUUAUUUCUCAUCAGAGAGUUCUCCAUGAAGAGAAGCCUUAUAAAUGUAGAGAAUGCACCAAAUCCUUUGGCACGUCCUCACACCUUACUAGGCAUCAGAGAGUUCAUACUGGAGAGAAGCCUUAUAAAUGUAGAGAAUGUGGCAAAGCCUUCAGCCACUCUAACUCCCUUAAUCAACAUCACAGAGUUCAUACUGGUGAGACUCCUUAUAAAUGCAGAGAAUGUGGCAAAGCCUUUAGCCAGUCCUCGCUCCUUACUUCUCAUCAGAGAGUUCAUACUGGAGAGAAGCCUUAUAAAUGUAGAGAAUGUGGCAAAGCCUUCAGCCACUCUAUAUCCCUUAAUCAUCAUCAGAGAGUUCAUACUGGUGAGAAGCCUUUCAAAUGUAAAGAAUGUGGCAAGGCAUUCAGUUUUGCAGCAUCCCUUAAUUAUCAUCAGAGUGUUCAUACUGGAGAGAAGCCUUUCAAAUGUAAAGAAUGUGGCAAGGCAUUCAUUUUUGUAUCAUCCCUUAAUUAUCAUCAGAGAGUUCAUACUGGAGAGAAGCCUUAUAAAUGUAGAGAAUGCGCCAAAUCCUUUGGCACCUCCUCACAGCUUACUAGGCAUCAGAGAGUUCAUUCUGGAGAGACGCCUUAUAAAUGCAGAGAAUGUGGCAAACACUUCACCCUUACCAAGUCCUCAUCUCUUAAUUAUCAUCAGAGGGUUCACACAGGAGAGAAGCCUUAUACAUGUAGAGAAUGUGGCAAAGCCUUCACUGGGUCAGCAAGCUUUACCAGCCACCAAUGAAUUCAUACUGGAGAGAAGCCAUGUAAAUGUAAUGAAUGUGGCAAAGACUUUAGCUAGUCCUCAUCCCUUUCUUGUCAUCAGAGAGUUCACACUGGAGAGAAGCCUUAUGAAUGUGGAGAAUGCAGCAAAUCCUUUGGCAUCUCUUCAGAUCUUACAAAGCAUCGGAGAUUUCAUUCUGGAGAGAAGCCUUAUAAAUGUAGAAAAUGUAACAAAGCCAUUUAUC